Molecule: messenger RNA, 1650 nt
Organism: Lodderomyces elongisporus
Lineage: Eukaryota; Fungi; Ascomycota; Pichiomycetes; Serinales; Debaryomycetaceae
Gene: ELP3
Product: Elongator subunit
Exons: 1
Coding region: 1-1650 (549 amino acids)
Biological process (GO): tRNA wobble base 5-methoxycarbonylmethyl-2-thiouridinylation
Cellular component (GO): elongator holoenzyme complex; nucleus; cytoplasm
Molecular function (GO): iron-sulfur cluster binding; acyltransferase activity, transferring groups other than amino-acyl groups
Source: RefSeq, a predicted model, not a curated record
AUGCCAUCACAGACAAAGACCAAACAAAAGCCUGAGAAGGAGAGAUUCAUUCAGUGCUGCGCCGAUAUUUCUUUGGAGCUAGUUGCCUCCCUUAAAUCAUCAAAAGAUAUCAAUUUAAACGGAUUAAUUAUUAGGUAUGCCAAAAAACACAAGCUUAAAGCACAACCACGACUUACAGAUAUCAUAUCUUCUAUCCCUGAUCAGCACAAGAAAUAUCUUAUUCCGAAAUUGAAGGCCAAGCCUGUGCGUACUGCGUCUGGUAUCGCAGUUGUUGCCGUGAUGUGUAAACCACAUAGAUGUCCACACAUUGCAUAUACAGGAAAUAUUUGUGUUUAUUGUCCUGGUGGCCCAGACUCUGACUUUGAGUAUUCCACUCAGUCAUACACAGGUUACGAACCCACCUCGAUGAGAGCAAUCAGAGCCAGAUACGACCCUUAUGAACAGGCUAGAGGGCGUGUGGAUCAGUUGAGGAAAUUGGGCCACUCGAUAGAUAAAGUGGAGUACAUCAUCAUGGGUGGUACAUUCAUGUCGUUGCCUAUCGAUUACAGAGAAAAUUUCAUAACACAGUUGCAUAAUGCCUUGACUGGUUUCAAUGGUAAGAACAUUGACGAAGCUAUUGAAUUUUCACAACAAUCCCAAACAAAAUGUGUAGGUAUCACAAUAGAAACAAGACCGGAUUAUUGUACAGAGACUCAUUUGAGCGAUAUGUUAAAGUAUGGUUGUACCAGAUUGGAAAUAGGUGUGCAAUCAGUCUAUGAAGAUGUUGCUAGAGACACGAAUAGGGGCCACACAGUCAAGGCUGUUUGUGAAACUUUUGCCGUUGCUAAAGAUGCCGGUUACAAAGUUGUUAGUCACAUGAUGCCGGACUUGCCAAAUGUUGGUAUGGAAAGAGAUUUGGAGCAAUUUAAAGAGUAUUUUGAGAAUCCGGACUUUAGAACAGAUGGAUUAAAAUUAUAUCCAACCUUGGUCAUUCGCGGUACGGGUUUAUACGAACUCUGGAAACAAGGCUUGUACAAAUCCUAUAAUGCAAAUGCAUUGAUCGACUUGGUCGCCAGAAUAUUAGCCUUGGUUCCACCAUGGACUCGUAUCUAUCGUGUCCAACGAGAUAUUCCUAUGCCAUUGGUUACCUCCGGUGUCGAAAAUGGUAAUCUUAGGGAGUUGGCAUUGGCAAGGAUGAAGGAUUUAGGUACACUGUGUAGAGAUGUACGAACAAGAGAAGUUGGUAUACAGGAGGUGCAUCACAAGGUUGUGCCCGAUCAAGUUGAACUCAUCAGACGAGACUACUAUGCCAACGGAGGUUGGGAAACAUUUUUGAGCUAUGAAGACCCCAAGCAGGAUAUCUUGAUUGGAUUAUUGAGACUCAGAAAGGCAAGCAAGAAAUAUACUUAUAGGAAAGAGUUUACUAAACAGCAAACAUCGAUUGUGAGAGAAUUACAUGUGUAUGGUUCGGUCGUUCCCUUGCAUUCAAGAGAUCCAAGAAAGUUCCAGCAUCAAGGAUUUGGUACAUUGUUGAUGGAGGAAGCUGCUAGGAUUGCCAAGGAGGAGCAUGGUUCACUGAAGAUUAGUGUUAUUUCUGGAGUUGGUGUGAGAAAUUAUUACGCGAAAUUAGGCUACGAGCUAGACGGACCUUUCAUGUCUAAAGCUUUAUAA